This is a messenger RNA of Knipowitschia caucasica, 555 nucleotides long. The record is from the annotation of a GenBank genome assembly. NCBI's taxonomy places the organism in Eukaryota, Metazoa, Chordata, Actinopteri, Gobiiformes, Gobiidae.
AUGGUGCUUCACAGACAGGCCGAUGGUGCUUCACAGACAGGCCGAUGGUGCUUUACAGACAGGCCGAUGGUGCUUUACAGACAGGCCGAUGGUGCUUUACAGACAGGCCGAUGGUGCUUCACAGACAGGCCGAUGGUGCCGAUGGUGCUUCACAGACAGGCCGAUGGUGCUUCACAGACAGGCCGAUGGUGCUUCACAGACAGGCCGAUGGUGCUUUACAGACAGGCCGAUGGUGCUUUACAGACAGGCCGAUGGUGCUUUACAGACAGGCCGAUGGUGCUUCACAGACAGGCCGAUGGUGCUUCACAGACAGGCCGAUGGUGCUUCACAGACAGGCCGAUGGUGCCGAUGGUGCUUCACAGACAGGCCGAUGGUGCUUCACAGACAGGCCGAUGGUGCUUUACAGACAGGCCGAUGGUGCUUUACAGACAGGCCGAUGGUGCUUCACAGACAGGCCGAUGGUGCUUCACAGACAGGCCGAUGGUGCCGAUGGUGCUUCACAGACAGGCCGAUGGUGCUUCACAGACAGGCCUGAACUGCAGCAUUUCAGUUUGA